UGGAUUCGGUUCAGAGCGGAACGCACUGACAGACCCGGAUUCGCGUCAGUGCGUAUGCGUGCACACCGAUUGUAAGUGAAAAAUCCACAUUCCGCUGCAUAACAACUAUAUCCGAUUUUAAUUCACUCAGAGGCGACGCGUUUCAUCGCCACGGCCGCAGAUGCACUAUUACGCGCGUUCCUCUAAACCCCGAGUCCACCUGAAUAUAUGUAUAUGUGUGUGUGAAAAGAGAUUUGUUUAUUUCUAGGAACGGGCUACAAUUCUCAUCUUCCACACCGGACAGAAAGGGAACUCAUCCACGUCAUUUAAACGGGAAUAUCGGUUUUUAUUUUUCUACGGUACGAUUAUGCGCGUGCAGUUCGGGUGGUGAAGUCGGAUCCGAAGGGUCAGCACGAGCUCGGAAUUCGCUGGUUCGGAAGAAAUUUCCAUCCACAUUUGAGUAGUUUGGAGAGACCGGAGGAGCUCGCAACAUGCCACUUGCUCAGCUGUCAGAACCAUGGCCCAAAAUGGAGCUGGUUCAGUUGGAGACGGAGAAUGGACAGAACACAGCUGAGGAUGGAGACAGCACAGCUGUUAAGGAAGAUGGAGAUAUCAAGGAGAUCAACAUCACACAUGUGGUUAAGGAGGGGGCAGAGAAGGCAGACCCCUCACAGUUUGAGCUACUCAAAGUGUUGGGACAGGGAUCCUUUGGAAAGGUGUUUUUGGUACGUAAGGUAACGCCUCCUGAUAAUAACCAGCUUUAUGCCAUGAAAGUCCUGAGAAAGGCCACACUCAAAGUGAGAGAUCGCGUGAGGACUAAGAUGGAGAGAGACAUCCUGGCAGAUGUCAACCAUCCAUUUGUGGUUAAACUUCAUUAUGCUUUUCAGACAGAGGGUAAACUCUAUCUUAUUCUGGACUUCCUCAGAGGGGGCGAUCUCUUCACCAGACUGUCAAAAGAGGUGAUGUUCACAGAGGAGGAUGUAAAGUUUUAUCUGGCUGAGCUGGCACUGGGUCUAGAUCACCUGCACGGUCUCGGCAUCAUCUACAGAGACCUCAAACCUGAGAAUAUCCUCCUGGAUGAAGAGGGACAUAUCAAGCUCACAGAUUUUGGACUGUGUAAGGAGGCUGUCGACAAUGAAAAGAAGGCUUACUCCUUCUGUGGGACGGUGGAGUACAUGGCUCCAGAGGUGGUCAACAGGCAGGGACAUACGCACGGCGCUGACUGGUGGUCGUUUGGGGUACUGAUGUUUGAGAUGCUUACGGGAUCACUACCAUUCCAGGGAAAGGACAGAAAGGAAACAAUGAAUCUCAUCCUGAAGGCGAGGUUGGGGAUGCCUCAGUUUUUGAGCACUGAAGCUCAGAGCUUACUAAGAGCUCUGUUCAAGAGGAACCCCACCAACAGACUAGGAUCUGGGUCAGAUGGAGCUGAAGAAAUCAAAAGGCACUCAUUCUUCGUGACGAUUGACUGGAAUAAACUCUUCAGGCGAGAACUAAACCCUCCUUUCAAGCCAGCUGUGGCCAGACCUGACGACACCUUUUAUUUCGACUCAGAGUUCACCUCUCGCACCCCUAAAGAUUCCCCAGGUGUUCCCCCCAGCGCAGGAGCUCAUCAGCUCUUCCGGGGCUUCAGUUUUGUUGCCACGGCAAUGCUAGAAGAGGAGGGCAAAGAGGAGCCAUCCCAGCCCCCUCCACACCCUGUGGUACAGCAGCUUCAUGGUAAGAACAUCCUGUUCAGUGACGGUUACGUGCUGAAGGAGGACAUCGGCAUGGGCUCUUUCUCUGUAUGCAAACGCUGCAUACACAAAGCAACCAACACAGAGUAUGCAGUGAAGGUGAUUGAUAAGACGAGCACUGACCCAUCUGAAGAGAUUGAGAUCCUGCUGAGAUACGGCCAGCACCCCAACAUCAUCACUCUCAAAGAUGUGUAUGAUAAUGGGAAGCAGGUGUACCUGGUUACUGAGCUGAUGCGAGGAGGUGAGCUGCUGGAUAGGAUCCUCAAGCAGAAGUUUUUCUCUGAGAGAGAGGCCAGUGCUGUGCUUCACACAAUCACAAAGACUGUGGAAUACCUGCACACUCAAGGGGUUGUGCAUAGGGAUCUGAAACCCAGUAAUAUUCUCUAUGUUGAUGAGUCUGGAAAUCCAGAAUCUCUCCGCAUCUGUGAUUUUGGUUUCGCCAAGCAGCUUCGGGCAGACAACGGCCUCCUUAUGACACCCUGCUAUACUGCCAAUUUUGUAGCACCUGAGGUACUGAAGAGACAGGGUUAUGAUGAGGGCUGUGACAUUUGGAGUCUUGGAGUAUUACUAUACACUAUGCUUGCUGGUUUUACACCAUUUGCCAAUGGACCAGAGGACACUCCAGAAGAGAUUUUGAGUAGGAUAGGGAGUGGCCACUUUACCCUGACGGGAGGCAACUGGGACGCGGUGUCUGAUGCAGCCAAAGAUUUGGUCUCUAAGAUGCUUCAUGUGGACCCUCACCAGCGACUCACAGCCAAGCAAGUUCUGAAGCAUCCUUGGAUUGUUCAGAGAGACAAGCUUCCCAACAGCCAGCUACAACACCAAGAUGCCAAGCUUGUAAAGGGUGCAAUGGCUGCCACAUACUCCGCACUGAAGAGUUCCCAACCACCCCCUGAGCUGAAACCCAUUGAGUCCUCUUUCUUGGCACAGAGACGGGUGAAAAAGCUCCCAUCCACCUCUCUGUAGGGAACGAUGGGUGAAAAAUAGAGAAGUACUACUGCCUGAAUGCAUUUUUGGAAAGGAUAGAUGAAUAAAAGGAGCACGCUGAAGCUCUACAGACUAAAGACAGUCUCUUCAACCUGCCUGAGCUGUCAAGUACACUAGACAUGGGUGGUGAUUGGCUGAUGAAGUUUGAGGGCGGUGGCCAGUGAGGGUUCUGUGCUCAGGAGCAGGUGUAUGUUUGUGAUUGUGUGUGUGAGAUUUCAAAGAACCGGGUAAAGGAUACUGUUAUAAAACAGAUGAUAUUGCCAGUACAUGUCUUGGUACUGUAAUCCCUAAAUAUCAACACUGCUGUAUUCAGAGUUUUGGAUUGUUUGCUUGUGUUUUACUUUUCAAGUCUUUGUUUGCUCUUAGUAGUAUUAUUAGAUUAUCACAAUGAUUAAGAUUUGUCUGUGUCCUUAAAGGGGACAAAAGUCAUUAUGUACUUUUUUUUUUAAAAAGCUUUUCAGCUGUCCAGCUUUUCAAAUUCUCUCUUAGUCCAUCCAAAGCUAGUUAAAAUCUUAAUGAAAGCUCAAUGAAAGCCUUUAGGAGAGAGCAAUGUUCCAUUGUCAUAUUUCACCCAGAUGAAUGAGCAAAGGUUAAAUAUAUCUUCCAAAACGAUCCGGUGAGCAUGUUCACAUGACUAUCAACCUAACUAUAGGUGAGAAUGGAGGUGCUUUUUGCAUGGAUUUGUACAAUGCUGUCUUGUUGCUUUUUCCCCCCUUACUUAGCACUGGUAAAGACUGUUCAAAAAUGUCUUCGUGUUUGUUUAUUUACAAAGAAAAGAAAGAAAAAACUGUCUGAAUGCGAGAUUAAAUCUGAAGCUUCUGGCAUGGAAAAAUGUCGCUCUUGUACUCCAGUGUUUUUUCCGGUUUGAUUUUGUUGUUGUUGUUUUGCUAAAAGAGAAGUUAUUUUAUAAAGGCAUACUGAGCACAAAAUUUCUAAAUGUGACAGUUAUGGAAAUGAUUUCAUGAUUGUGUAUAUUUUACCUUGUCUGUCAUGUUUGUUGUUCUAUCUGUGUUAAGAAGCUCAUUGUGGUGGAAAAUUUGCUAUUUUUCUCAGACUGUUCUUGGCAAUGCCUUGCAAAUUCAUGAAACCUUGUCUCGCUCAAAAGUAUUGCACCCUUUGCCAAUCAAACACAUCUUCACAGUUUUAAGAUGUGCUCCCAGUAUUGUUUUGUAUUCCCCAUCACUUGGAUUAGUCUUGGAUUAUAAAUAUUCUCCAACACAAAUAUUUGAAAAUGUAGUGAUCUAGAAAAAGUUCUGGUUCUGAUCGCAAUUUCAAUGGCGGAAUAAUAAUUUGUAAAAAAAAAAACUAGGGAAGCUGACAACUUGCUAUUUUAAGAUUCAGCAACCGACCACUUUCACUCAUACGGCUCAUCAAGCAUAUAAAGUAUUGGAAGUAUAGAACCCUGAAGUAACGUUGUGUUCUUGCAAAAUGCCUACAGUAUGAAUCCUUUGAAUUAUCACAAUAAAUACUUGGUGUUUGGCUGCAUUUUGAAAUGUUAAAAAAACAAAACUAUUUACUUCUCUUUAAUUGUGCAUUGUUUCAAUCAAACUUUCUUUGCUAUGUGUUGUAUUUGGGGUUCUUCUUGCUUAAUCUUUAAAAAAAUAUAUAUAUCAGUUGUGAUUUAUUUGGGGGGUUGUAUUACUGUGUUAACGUGUCAGAUUCUCCUGCCUGAUAUUGGGGUGGGUAUGGUGCAUAAUGAUUUGGUGGUGUUUUGUGGAGAGGGUGUGUGAACUAUCACCCCAUGCUUCUACAGUCAAGGGGUUGAAUAUCCUGAAGCCUUUUUAUUAAAAUAAAAAAGAAAAUAUUUUAACUUGUCCAUCCUUUGGUCUCUAAGUAUUUAAAUAUUCUUGUCUU
Molecule: messenger RNA, 4553 nt
Organism: Xyrauchen texanus (razorback sucker)
Lineage: Eukaryota; Metazoa; Chordata; Actinopteri; Cypriniformes; Catostomidae
Product: ribosomal protein S6 kinase alpha-1-like
Exons: 22
Coding region: 471-2678 (735 amino acids)
Biological process (GO): positive regulation of DNA-templated transcription; protein phosphorylation; intracellular signal transduction
Molecular function (GO): ATP binding; ribosomal protein S6 kinase activity; magnesium ion binding
Source: RefSeq, a predicted model, not a curated record